Molecule: messenger RNA, 2017 nt
Organism: Pygocentrus nattereri (red-bellied piranha)
Lineage: Eukaryota; Metazoa; Chordata; Actinopteri; Characiformes; Serrasalmidae
Product: potassium channel subfamily K member 16-like
Exons: 5
Coding region: 229-1116 (295 amino acids)
Biological process (GO): potassium ion transmembrane transport; stabilization of membrane potential
Cellular component (GO): membrane
Molecular function (GO): potassium ion leak channel activity
Source: RefSeq, a predicted model, not a curated record
AGUGAGGCAAACGUAUUACAUUUUUAUUUAGCUUAACAGCAAAGAUGAACAUGCAUUUUAAACUACUAGUGCAUAAUAUUCUCUGGUCCUAAGACGUUUUAGGAUCUAAGAAGCUCUAGCACACUGAAAUCCACACUGAAAUCAGCACUGUCCAGGAGGAUCACCCUCCGGAGCGGUCCGGCCCACAGCGUGCUCUCUUGGCGCUCUCUUGCAUGCCUGUGGGCACCCAUGGCUCAGCUCCGGAUAACGGGUGAGAAGUUUAGCUGCACCACUUUGCUCGCACUGUGCCAGUUCAUCUACCUACUGCUGGGGGCCACCGUGUUCCAGCUGCUGGAAAGAGAGGCUGAGAGCAGCAACCGUAACAAUUUCCAGCUGGAGAAGCUCUACUUUCUGACCAACUACACCUGCCUGGACAUAUCAGCCUUGGAGAAGUUUGUAAAGGUGAUUCUAGAUGCAUGGGGAAAUGGGGUGAACCCUUCAGGAAAUUCCACUAACCCCAGCAACUGGGACUUCGGCAGUUCUUUCUUCUUUGCAGGGACAGUGGUCACUACUAUAGGCUAUGGAAACCUCUCUCCCACCACAUUCCCGGGACAGGUGUUCUGUGUGUUUUACGCCCUGUGUGGGAUACCCCUCAACCUGGCCUUUCUCAACCAGCUCAGCAAGUGUCUGGCCCUUCAUUUGGGACGCCUGGAACACGACAUGGUCUCAGUGGUGCCUCAUAAGCAGUGUGUGGAGGCGUUGGCCGUGGUCCUGUUCCUGCUGAUGGGCAGUGCCCUCUUCCUGGUCUUCCCCCCACUCAUCUUCAGCUAUAUGGAGGGCUGGUCAUAUGGAGAGGGUUUCUACUACGCCUUCAUUACACUCAGCACCAUCGGCUUUGGAGACUUUGUGGUUGGCAAUGGCCAGGACAGGCAAAAUGUCUCAGUGUACCGCAGUCUGACCGCCGUGUGGAUCAUCUUCGCUCUGGCUUGGAUUGCUCUUCUCCUCAACAUGGGUGCCAAGAUCAUUGAGCAUUUCCUUGAUCUUAAAAAGCUGGCCGCCGGCGGAGACGAAGCAAGGCCCUCAGCCAGGAAGCAGGAGGAGGGCCUGAGUCAGAGAGCCAUCCAGCAGAGAACGUAAAGGAGAGGACUUCUGUAAAAUCAGUGCUGUCAGGAAAUUAGAUACUCACUGCUGUAAAGCUGUACGAUCAUGCAUUUCACCUGUACUGUUUUCCUAAAUGUCAACACAUGAGAAUGGAACAUUAUGCACAGUGUACAGUAAAUUCUAGAUGUCAUACAUCAACCUUUAAGAUGUUUCAAAUUGUGAAUAUUUGCUUAUACUUUGUAGAGCAGUUUGUUUGAUUGAUUGUUUCCUUGUUUUUACCACGGAUGGACAUUGUGACUAAUGUUAAUUGUUCUCUAGAAAGUCUGGCGUUGUUGUUGUAUGUUAUAUGAAUGCACCAACACAAGAAGAUAGAUGUAGGUUUUUGUUGCUUAUGCUGUAUUUGCUGUAUUAAUUUCAUGCCAUGCUGUGUUGCUGUUUAUCUCAUCUAUCCUGAUUUACUGAGAGACUGAAAGUGAUAUGUACAGUACAGUGCAAAAGUUAGAGACCCCUCUUCAUUUUUUCAAUCUGCAGUUAAAACAGCCAUUAAGUAUGUAAAUAGAUUUAUCAUUUUUGAUUAAUAGAAAAAAUCUGGAAGCAUUUAAGAGAAAACGACACAGAAGCCUCAAUUAAAUAUAAUAUUCUUUUUUUAGUUUUUAAGCGUGUCCACCAUUUACAGCUUUACCACUACAGCCUCCAUUCUUUUCAGCAGACUUGCUUUCCGUUUUUUCAAGAAAAACGUUUUUUAGACGUUUUAGACGUGAAUUUUCUGCUUCUCACAGUCCAAGUAUUCCAGUUCAGAGAUGUUGAGGUGACUCUGGGGUGGUCAGUCUAUUGUUCUGAAGACACUAGCACCUUCAAAAGCUGUUCUUUUUGUACUAUUUCCAUUUUUUAAAGUUAUUUCUCCAUGAACAGCUACACAUCCUUUCAGACCCAUAGC